Morus notabilis is the source of this 3036-nucleotide messenger RNA. Its product is annotated as peroxisome biogenesis protein 5. NCBI's taxonomy places the organism in Eukaryota, Viridiplantae, Streptophyta, Magnoliopsida, Rosales, Moraceae. The transcript has 15 exons. Gene Ontology annotation, cellular component: peroxisomal membrane; cytosol. Gene Ontology annotation, molecular function: protein binding. The coding region runs from base 154 to 2355 and encodes 733 amino acids. Gene Ontology annotation, biological process: protein import into peroxisome matrix, docking. The record is from RefSeq and is a predicted model, not a curated record.
GAAAAUAAGAAGAAGAAGAAGAAGAAGAAGCAGAAGCAAAAAAGAGUAGAUAACAUAAGACUAUUAUUAAGGGGAAGAGGGAAGGCAUGUUAUAAAUUAUAAAUUACAAAGAGUGAUUGAUUGAAUUUGCGGUGGUGAAUAUUGAGAGAGAUUAUGGCGAUGCGAGAGGUGGUAACGGGAGGGGCUGCUUGUGCGGUUCCAGGCUCAUCUUCUUCAUCGAAUCCUCUGGGCGCUCUCGCCAACGCUCUUCUCGGCUCUUCUUCCAAGACUAAGGAGAGGCUAGAGGAGAUUCCCACCUCGGCGGCGGCGGCGGCGGCGGCGUCAUCGGAAAGAGAUGCGCAGUUGUUGGAUCAACCUCUUAUUAAUCAGCUCCCUGGUUCCGAGUUCGACCGUCCUUUGUUGCCUCCUUCCUCCCAGGGAUCGGAUUUCAUCGGCGCCUUCCGCUCUGCCGAUUAUUCCUCGCUUUCGGAUGCGUGGGAUGAGACACAACAGGCCUCUUCCCAAUCUCAUCUUCCUUCUCACCUUCAACUUCAACCCACUUUGGAUGGGCCGCCUCAAAGAGUGCUGUCCAACUUUCUGCACUCGUUUGUUGAGAGCAGCCGUGGCGGAAUUCCUUUUCGUCCUGCUCCUCUUCCCCUCUUAGGAUUGUCUCAAGGUGACAAACAAUGCAUACGCGACCGCACCAGCAUAAUGGCCAGACACAUCUUCGCCGAUAAAGGCGAAGAGUUUAUUAACGCGCAGGUGAAUGCCCUUUUGUGUUCUUUGGAUAUCGACAACAAUGGCCAGGUUAAGGGACCUCUACAUGCUAGAUUACGGGAACUGGACGACUACUGGAAUGAAUCCCAAGGCAUCAUAAAGCCUCUGCAUCCUACAGAUGGAUGGGUUGCUGAAUUCGGGCAGCAUCGAAUAGAACACGGUGAUCCUGAUGCUUGGGCCCACUCAUUUGAACAACAACAUGGUGCUAAUGGUUGGGCCUCAGAAUUUCAGCAGGAGCAGUCUCAGUUGGCAUCCAUGGAUCACAUGGGAAGUGCAAAUCUUGCAAAUUUAGCUGCAAUGGAGCAGAGUCGUAUGCUUGCCAACACAUUAGCUCAAAACCAUGACCCUAAAUUUCAGAAUUCAAAGUUUCUUCAGUUUGUAUCAAAGAUGAGUCGUGGCGAACUUACUAUGGAUGAUAAUCAAGUGAGGCAGACUGCUACAUCAUCUGGGGACUGGGCAACAGAGUAUCAACAGCAGUACAAUGCGGGUCCCUCUUGGGCUGAUGAAUUUACUUCUCGUGGAACUGAUCGCUGGGUGAAUGAGUUUACUUCUGGUGAAGAAAAGCGUGGAUCAGUCGAUGACCAGUGGGUCAAUGAGUUUUCUAAUUUGCACCUAGAUGAAGAAUGGGCAGAUGAAUUUGGGAGGCAAGUUGGUGAAGGAGCUGCCGAUAGUUGGGCUAAUGCUUAUGAUGAGUACCUGAAUGAGCAAGUAGCUGCCAAGCAGCGAUCGGAUGCUUCUAGGGGGGUCUAUGUGUUCUCUGACAUGAAUCCUUAUGUUGGUCACCCCAAUCCCUUAAAAGAAGGCCAAGAAAUGUUCCGUAAAGGCCUUUUGAGUGAAGCAGUGCUUGCUUUAGAGGCUGAGGUCCUGAAAAACCCGGAGAAUGCUGAAGGUUGGAGACUCCUUGGAAUAGCACACGCUGAGAAUGAUGAUGAUCAACAGGCUAUUGCAGCUAUGAUGCGUGCACAGGACGCCAAUCCGACAAAUCUGGAAGUGCUUCUCGCUCUUGGUGUGAGUCACACGAAUGAGUUGGAGCAGGCAGCUGCACUAAAAUAUUUAUAUGGUUGGUUGCGCCAUCAUCCAAAAUACGGGUCGCUUGCCCCUCCUGAGUUGGCUGAUUCUUUGUACUAUGCUGAUGUAGCUAGAAUAUUCAAUGAAGCUGCUCAAAUGUCGCCCGAGGAUGCCGAUGUACACAUAGUGUUGGGUGUUCUUUACAACUUAUCUAGAGAGUUUGACAAAGCGAUCGAUGCCUUCCAGACUGCUUUGAAACUCAAGCCGCAUGACUAUUCUCUUUGGAACAAGCUUGGCGCAACACAAGCAAAUAGCAUUCAGAGCGCUGACGCAAUAUUGGCUUAUCAACAGGCACUAGAUUUGAAGCCCAAUUAUGUUCGUGCUUGGGCGAACAUGGGUAUCAGUUACGCUAACCAGGGUAUGCACGAGGAUUCAAUUCGUUAUUAUGUUCGUGCGCUCACUAUGAAUCCAAAGGCAGAUAAUGCAUGGCAGUACUUAAGAAUUUCUUUAAGCUGUGCUGAUAGGAGUGACAUGUUGGAAGCUUGUGAUUCUCGGAAUCUUGAUAUUCUACAAAAAGAGUUUCCGCUAUAAAAAUAAUAAAACUAAUAAUAAUAGUAUGCAGAUUUUAUUGGAGAAGCAAUGGUAGCUAGCUAGGGUUCCAAUGACAUGAUAAGGAUUGAGAUACCGGUUAGGGUUCCGUCGCCGUCGUUUUGCUGCAUUUGGAUGUCGGAGCAGAUGGUCCCUUGUGUUUGGAAGGAUGACUUUUUGAGGAAGAAAGAAAGAAAGAAAGGCAAAUUUGUGGUUGUUGUUUGGAACUAACUGGCUAGUUGGAGAGUUUGAAUCAAAUAAAAUACAAAAUAACACCACCCGUUCCCAUUGGGUCAGUUUGAGUUGUAGCAAAAACAAGCAUUCACAUGUUUGUCCUCUCCUAGUGGGCUCGGACCAGAAAGGUCAAUAAUAAUAAGUAUGUGUAUGCGUAUGUGGUUCAUCAUCAUCAUCACAUUAUCCAUACAUACAUGCAUACAUACAUACAUACAUAGCUUUAACUUUGUUUUAGUUGGACAGAAGAAUGUUUUCAUCUGAAAGUGAUGAUAAAAAGGCGUUGCUCCGUUUUAAGGAUGUCGGUCAUUUACUAAUUGGGUAAUUGUGUAAUUACGUUGUAUGAUUAUUACCUUUUUUUUAAGCUCUACUCUAACGCAAUAUACUUUAUGGAAUUGUGAUUCUAUACGUAUAAUGACAAUGCUCAUGUAUUGUUGCCGACAAAAUAUUAAA